Molecule: messenger RNA, 1497 nt
Organism: Pichia membranifaciens NRRL Y-2026
Lineage: Eukaryota; Fungi; Ascomycota; Pichiomycetes; Pichiales; Pichiaceae
Exons: 1
Coding region: 1-1497 (498 amino acids)
Biological process (GO): box H/ACA snoRNP assembly
Cellular component (GO): cytoplasm; nucleoplasm
Source: RefSeq, a predicted model, not a curated record
AUGCUUACCCCAAGAUUUGAACUAGAUCAAGAUGAUGAAUUCGUGUACCUUAAGAUACAUAUCUCCAACAUAAGAUUUUCCGCCGCAGCCAUCGAAAUGGUAAUAAACGAUAAUGUUUUUGUGUUUUCAUUACCACCAUAUUAUUUGCGUUUGAGAUUUCCAAAAUCAUUGAUAGAAAAUGAAGAUGCUACCUCAAAGUUCGAUUCUAAAGAGGAAUGCAUCAAUAUACGUUUACCCAAACUAAACAAAGGUGAGAAUUUUCCAGAUUUAGACCUCGGGGCAAAACUCUUGGCUAGGUUGAACGAACCAUCAAAUACUUCCAAUGAUCCACGCAUCAAAGAAAAACCAACUUCAUUGAUUCAAGAGGUAGACGUGUCCAAUGGGAUAAUAAAUGACAACGAGAAUGCAAAACAAGGCUCAACUCAGUUUUCGCAACUAGCGCAAGAGGCUUUGGAUUACGAUUGGGAAAUACCACAAGUAAUGCCUCCUCCGCUAACCGACUUGAAAGCAGGUGUUAAAUAUGGAUUUGACAACCAAUACUCUGAGUAUCUCACGCCAUCAGUUGCAAAUGGGAAUGAUAUCAACGAACUUUCCGAUCCAGAUCACUUACAGCCUGAUGACCGGAUCAUGGAAAGACUAAUCAAGGAAAACAUAAAAUUUGAUAUGGAAUAUUAUGCUAAUGAUUACAUUACUGCUAGGUAUUUAUCUGAUGAAAAUGACGGUAUAAAAAGUGCUUUGCAGUUCAUAUGCCCCUAUGCAAAACUUUUUCAUGAAAAUGAAUCUAAAAGCAAUGUUAAAAUAGAGUUCAGUCAGAAGGAACAGGAUCUAAUGAACGAUUUACCCCGCAAGUCUUACCUCAUUGACGAUCCUCGCCCGUUAUACUAUACAGUGCUAUGCAUUUUAUUUUCUUACAGCUAUGAAGCUAGAUCUUUUCAAGGGGAAACAACCAUCGAAUCAGCUUGGACAAUCGGAAAAUUGUCACCUCAAAUUAGUUGCCUUGAUUCCCAAUUGAUACAAAGUAAUAACCAGACGGAAAAAAACAUGAUCCGUAUAAUUAUAUUAACAAUGUCUCGACGUGCAUUGGAUUACCCACUUUAUCGCCAUUAUGAUUUGAUCAAAAAGACUUGGAUGGAUGUUUAUUGGAUCUUAAGAUGUGGAAAGAGAGCUGUGCUCAAAGAAUUACUGGCCGCCAGGGAGUUGUUCAGAAAGCAUGACAUUUACUACGUUUAUUGCAAAAUCUUAAUGGAUGACUUAUGUGCUUGGGUGUUAAGGGAUGAUGGCUGUAAUGACAUUGUUUUAAGAAACCUUGCUCAUGCAUCAAGAAAAGCGCUAGAAAAGGUCACAAAAAAUGACAUUGUUUUUGAGAAGAUAAUCAGGGAUGAAGCUGCAAGUAAUAGCGAUGAAGCUGGUGAAGCUGAAGAAGAAGAAUUCUCGUUUUUGAACUUGAUAGAUGUGGAGGACUUAGCCGAUGAAGCAUACCUAGCUUCUCAGGAUUAG